AUGUCGAGCACUGCAAGAAAGACCUCAUACGGCGGAAGUGGUCACAAAUCCUCAACCGUGGACUCUGCAACAACCUCUCCACCUACACGAUCGCCCUCGCAUUCGACCCAGUCUUCAGUGAAUGGUGUUGGACGGUCCACACCUACAAGGCACUCUCCUAGCCCUGUCUCCGCUCGAGCAGCAGCACGUAAACCCGGCGCGGGUCGAUCCAACCUCAGUAUGAGUUCUGUUCCCAGAACGCUCUCAAGCCCCUCAGAUGAUGAUGCGAGAGCCCAGAAUGCCGCCCUCAUCGAUGAACUGAAAGAACAGGUUCAGAAAGCCGAAACUGUCUCAGAUCAGUACCGAAAACAACUCGGCGUUCUGCAACUGCGACUUGAUGAAGCGGUUAGUGAACAGGGAAGAUUAGAAGAGCAAGCACAUGAAAAGGACAGCGCAUUAGGUGCGCUCCAGGCAGAAGUUAAAGAAUUGACGAGGCAAGUUCGCGAUCUAGAGCAAGCUCAUGAGACGGAGCGGAUAGCCAUGGCAAAGGAGAAGGAGCAGCAAGCGAAAAGAGAGGAGGAUUUGGAGUCUACAAUCCAACGUCUGAAAGAGACCAUUGCGCAGAAGGAAUUUCGUAUCAAUGUGGAGAAUGAACGCAACGUCUCCAGGUCGCCGAGCUUUCGAAAUAGAGCUUCCGCAGAUCUCGAAAAUGGACAAUUUGCCCCGUCUUCCCAGCUCCAACGCAGCCCUUCCCGAAACAAUUCAAAAUUGAUUUUGCAAAAGGAUAAACUAAUUGAAUCUCUGAGACUCGAGUUAGCGGAAGCCCAGAUAAAACUUGUCGAAAUGGAAAACUUGGGUGGUGGUCGCCAACACGAUCUGGAGCGCGAGCUUUUGGAAGCUAGAAUGGCAAACGCUCGCCUGAUGGAGGACAAUGAGAGUUACCAGCUUCUCCUGAGCGAGAAAACAUUGAACGGAGACUUCUCCAAAGGAGAUUUCAUGCAUGAAAACAACCAAGGAAACCAACAAGUAGGCAAUGGACUCGGAUCGCUCGCGGAUGAGCUUGAGUCGGUUGGCGAAGGUGGAGGUGCUGACUCCCGUCGGCGACUCGAAGGAGAGGUCAAAUCCCUCAAAGAUCAAAAUAAGGCUUUGAGUCUCUAUAUUGAAAGGAUCAUAGGGCGCCUGCUACAAACUGAGGGAUUUGAGCAUAUUUUGGACAAAAAUGACACUGAUCCUUCGACCUCGCUCUCGAGCAAGCAGGCAAAUACUGAUAAAGAUCUGCCUCCGCGGCCCCUGUCAGACAAGGUAGAAGGAGCUGGGACAUCAUUCCUCCAAAGAGCAAAAUCCGUUGUGUCGGGACAAGCUACUCGGCCAAAACCCAAACCGCGGACAAUGAGUAAUCUUACACAGGGCCUGAUCCAUCAACCCCAGCUUGAGACCCAUCCUACGAUGAAUGAGAAUCCGGAUACCGCACCAAGUAUCCCUCUAGGACGCUCACGGACAAUGCACCGGAGGUCCCGUUCAGAUCAAGCAGACGGCACCGCUGCCGCCGUCGUAGGUCAGAUGUACCGUGGUCCUUCUUCCAAUGGUCCUCUCAGUCCUGGGAUCAGUCCAACACUUUCAUCGGGACAAGGACCGUUCUUCGCCUCAAGCAUAGCGUCAAAACGAGCUUCUGUCCCCGUCGGUUCCAUCUCGAGCAGAACCCACGAUCGGGGAUUGAGUAGCACUCCUAGCGUGUCGAGCGAUCGCAGCGGUGAGGUCGGCUCAAGUGAAAGCACAUCCAGCCCUUCACGCUCCAGCCCGGGUAUGAAUAACUACACCGGUGCAGUGAUGACACAGAAUAAAUUGCGGCCUUUGCGCCUUGUUCAGGAAAACAAGGAGCUUGAAGGUGGUGACCAGGCCGAUGAAGACGCACGCAAGAAAGCGAAUCGUGGAAGCUGGAUCUCCUGGUUCAAUCGUCCUGGGCAAACCGAUUCUCCAAAUGUCACUUCGCCCACCUAA
Messenger RNA from Histoplasma capsulatum G186AR, 1977 nucleotides. RefSeq lists its product as uncharacterized. The transcript has 2 exons. The record is from RefSeq and is a predicted model, not a curated record. Lineage: Eukaryota; Fungi; Ascomycota; Eurotiomycetes; Onygenales; Ajellomycetaceae. The coding region runs from base 1 to 1977 and encodes 658 amino acids.